Dictyostelium purpureum is the source of this 608-nucleotide messenger RNA. Its product is annotated as ribosomal protein L13a. The transcript has 3 exons. Gene Ontology annotation, molecular function: structural constituent of ribosome; mRNA binding. Gene Ontology annotation, cellular component: ribosome; cytosolic large ribosomal subunit. Bases 14 to 577 code for a protein of 187 amino acids. Gene Ontology annotation, biological process: translation; negative regulation of translation. NCBI's taxonomy places the organism in Eukaryota, Evosea, Eumycetozoa, Dictyosteliales, Dictyosteliaceae. The record is from RefSeq and is a predicted model, not a curated record.
CAGAGCUCAUAAAAUGUUUUCAAAGAACCAAAUUGUCAUUGACGCCAAAGGUCACCUCUUAGGUAGAUUAGCUGCCAAAGUUGCCAAGGAAUUAUUAUCAGGUCAAUCCAUCGUUGUUGUUCGUUGUGAAGAACUCAACAUCAGUGGUCCAUUAUACCGUAACAAAUUAAAAUGGGCUGAUUUCCUCAACUUAACCAUGAACACCAAUCAUGCUCGUGGUCAUCGUCACGCUCGUUCACCAUCAAAAAUCUUCUGGAGAGCCGUCAGAGGUAUGUUACCACACAAAACUGCUCGUGGUCAAGCUGCCUUAGACAACAUGAAAGUCUUCGAAGGUGUCCCAACCCCAUACGACAAAGUUAAAAGAGUCGUCGUCCCAAGCGCUCUUCGUGUUGUUAAAUUAAACACCACCAGAAAAUACACCAACUUAGGUAGACUUGCCCAAGAAGUCGGUUGGAAAUACCGUUCAGUUGUUGCCAAACUCGAAGUCCAAAGAAAACAAAGAUCAUCAACUUAUUACCGUAAAGCUGCUUUAAUCAAAUCAUACAGAGCUCAAGCCCUCAAAAAAUUCACCGCUUAAAAGAAUAAAUUGAGACAUAUAAAAAUUUUAU